Molecule: messenger RNA, 2335 nt
Organism: Anopheles cruzii
Lineage: Eukaryota; Metazoa; Arthropoda; Insecta; Diptera; Culicidae
Exons: 6
Coding region: 629-2029 (466 amino acids)
Source: RefSeq, a predicted model, not a curated record
GGUCCGCGAUCGCCGCACGCUCCCGCGAUCGACACUCGAAGGCCGCGCAUCGCGCAUCAAGUUACACGUGGCUCGUGGUGCGCAUCCUGCGCAAGACGCUGACGCUCCAAAUUAGUAAACAAAAUCAAAACACAUAGCUGAAACAACAACAAACAACGGUCACCGGGGGUGGGGGCGGUCCAGUGUCAGGCAGUGCAGUGCUUCAACACCCCCUUCUGUAAGGCGCAUUUGCCAAAUCUAAUCAGCUGCGGCCGGUGCUCGUUGGCGCGAUAGACGGUUCCCACCGCGGGCUAUUUUAUUGUUUUACACACGCACGCGCUGAUGUGUGUGCCCAAUUUUCGGCCACCGUCCCGAUAGGUAUCCCGCUGUCCGCGCCCUGACUCAGAGAAUGUGGAAACGUGCCCGGGAGCGGUUCGUGGUUGGUGUUCUUCUCUGGCACUCUCUGGCUGUGUGUCGCGGCAACAAGGACUGUUUGGGGUGAUCAUCUAGAUCCAACGGUGGAGUGGAUGCUGGAGUACUGUGCGUUGGUCAAUAAUAAACUAAGGCGAAGCAAGGAAGUGUCGUUUCCAGAAGUGAUCCGGAGGGUGUCCUUGGGUGUCCGAAGUAAAAAGGGACCAUAUCCGGAACAAUGGCGUUCAGCUGCACGCUCUGUGGACUGGGCCCACGGGUGACGGUUUUUGUCAUCGGGACCAUAACGAUGGUAUUCGCCUUGCUAAUGGUUGGCUUAGCUACGACCGCAAUACUGGCCCACAACUGCGAGAUCGAUAUGACCGAGUCGAGGGAAGCGUACGGUCUCUAUUUGUUUUACUUCCGGUCCGAAGACUGUGGUGAGAUCGAUCUCCGGUACCUGGGGAUCGAUGUUCCACCGCAAUUUCCACAACUACUGGUCCCCGACACGACGGAAGCUGUUCAGCGAACCUAUGUGUUUGCGCUCGUGGCCGUUGCACUGCACGGUGCCCUAGCCGUAACGACGGUCCUGCUGUUCGGUACCAUGUGCGUUUCGUGUUUGGGACGAGGAUGCGUCGUGUUUGGAUUCUACCCCUGGAUACUGGCGAUGUUCCUGGUGCUGGCUCUCGACGUAACCGGAUUCGUGGUGUAUUUGAUAGAUUUCAUCAACGUUAUGGACGUUGAUGGAGCGCUCGAUUUGCUGGAAAUACAGAACUCGGAAAUGGUGCGCGAUGUGUUUGAAGAGAUAGACAGCAUUUACCUGGUCGCGCCUUCGCUACUGAUGUGGAUUACGUUCAGUAAAGGAGUGAUAUUUUGGUUCAUGUUCCUGAUUUUCGUGUUCGUCAUCAUCAGUAUGUCGAUGCGUCUGUGGAAAGAGAAUAAGCCGGCUCCGCCGUACAACAACAACCAGGCAAUGCAACCACGCCAGGUGGUGCACCCAACCAGUCCUCCGCCGACCGAUCUGGACGACACACGGAACGAAUCAACCCGCUACAUGGACCAGGCACCCCAGCAGCAGAUGGCCUCGUUCCAACCGCCAGCAAUGCAGCAUCCACAAAUCUAUCCGGUGUUGCCACCGUCCAACCAGCAGCCCCAGACGCCGCAGCUUCCACCGCCCGCCGGUGUCAACAUGCGCCGCACGGUCGAACCACUGAACGAUGUCAACGAACUGCACCAGGACGAAAGUCCGCCAUAUCAACCACCGGCACAGGACGCCAAUGCCCUUCCUCUGCACACGCGACUUACAAUCGAUCCGUACACCGACAAGCGGUUCUCCUAUCUACCGGGUCAGCCGGUUCCGUUCUCAUACCUGGCAGGACCACCGCCCGGAAGUAGUCCGCGCAGCUCGGUGAAUCCACCACCGGAGGUGCGCAAUCAGUUACCGUGGUCUUACUUUGCGGCGGCCGGCGAUGACAAGAAACCUGGCGGCCGGCACCGGCUAACGACCACCUUGACGGAGCAGAAAGAGUUUCCGGGAGAAGAGAAACAGGCCCCGACCGUGAAAGUGAGCUCGCUCGCAGAUGAUCGAUCCAGUGUAACGACGGACGAAGGAAAGUGGAGCGGACCCGAGUACAAAUACUAGUCAAGCCGCGAAGAAGCAUUGGUACCACAAAACGAAACGAAAAUCCUACGCCCAAUGUUGUUCCUGUAUAUAGUACACUAAUCCAUCCCUAUGUCCACAAGAACUUGCGGCAGUCGCGUAGCGGCCGCACAACGUCAACCGAUUUUCGUCGAUACGAAUGAUUCAUCGUUCCAGAAACUGGCAGGGACGGAACCACCGUGAGCUGAAUCUUAUCGAGAAAAGGAAGUCGUAAACAAUGGACACCGGUUCGGUUGAUGGUGAUAACGAACAGUCGCUUCCCAUACGGAUUGCGAUAAUCUGCCGAAA